AUGAGAGCGCCCUACUCGCUGUCCUGCCUGCUCCUGCUGAGCCUGGGCGCCUGCUUCCCUCCCGGCGAGCGCUGGGAGCCGGCACCGCCCGGGGAAGGGGCUCUGCUCGGCCCCGGCUGGCACACGGAGGGCCGGGGUCCCGGCUGGAGGGCAGGGCCGAAGCGGAGGAGGAGCGAGGAGGAGCGGGAUGCGCUGCUGAGCGUGGCCCGGGAGCUGCGGGCGCUCGGGGCCGGGCGGCGGCCGGGCAGCAGCGGCGGCCCCGAGGCGCUGCCCAGCGGAGGGGAGAAGCGCAGCGGAGCCCUGGGCAACCUGGCGGAGGAACUCACCGGCUACAACAGGAAAAAAGGGGGCUUCACCUUCCGCUUUGGGAGAUGA
Messenger RNA from Camarhynchus parvulus, 375 nucleotides. RefSeq names its product pyroglutamylated RFamide peptide (gene QRFP). NCBI's taxonomy places the organism in Eukaryota, Metazoa, Chordata, Aves, Passeriformes, Thraupidae. The record is from RefSeq and is a predicted model, not a curated record. The transcript has a single exon. The coding region runs from base 1 to 375 and encodes 124 amino acids. Gene Ontology annotation, molecular function: orexigenic neuropeptide QRFP receptor binding.